Molecule: messenger RNA, 480 nt
Organism: Cooperia oncophora
Lineage: Eukaryota; Metazoa; Nematoda; Chromadorea; Rhabditida; Trichostrongylidae
Source: the annotation of a GenBank genome assembly
AUGGGCUCCCCAGCAUUGGAGAAGACCAAUAUAGUCGUGAAAAAUGCAAGUGGAGAUACAAUGAAGAUAUAUGGAAAGCUUAAAUGCAAGAUUACCAUGAAAGGUGUCAAUACUGAAGGAGACGCCUAUGUGACGCCGCAUAGCUCACUCUUGGGUCUCGAAUGGAUUCGAGCAAACGAGAAAUUGAUGUACCACAUAGAAAUGAUAGCUGCGGAAGUGAAAGCAAACUGCAACCCCAGACUUGAAGAAGAAAGACCCAAUCCAGAAAAGAUCGAAGCAAUUAAGAAUAUGAGUGAACCGAAGAAAUAUUGCCCAACUAAGAGCGUUCCUCGGCAUGGUGACAUACUACUCGCUUUUGUACCCUCUAUGAAGGAUCUACGUGGACCCCUGGACGCACGGUUGAAGAAGGAUGCGGUGUGGAAAUGGUCUUCAAAAGAACAAGAAGCGUUCAGAAACCUAAAAGGAAGUGUUAUCAAGUGA